AUGUCCACCCCAUACAAGCCUCGAGAGCCCAUCGUUCGUGACCUCAGCGAUUUCAUCUAUCGCACCGAGAACCGAACCAAAGCCUUCCAUGACGCGGUCGCCUCUGCCAUUGACCCCCAAAAUGGCGGAGCGGACGAGAUGAAAGACGAAGGAAUCCAAACCCUCAACGACUACUUAGAAUGGGUGGACAACCUGCUGCGAUGGGUGCCACGAGUCGACACGACCGGCGACGAGCUACUCACUAAAAUUCUCGUUUUCUACUGGGUCUUUGACCAGCCUGCUCUCCGCGGCCUGCAGACCGAAAUCCAGCCGCAGAACUCCAACACCGACCUCACCUGGCUGUCAUAUUGGCUCGUGACAUUUGCCCGUGAGCAGGGUAACUUCAUGAACUCGCCCCAGUCGGCUGCUUCCCUGUACUCGUUCUACAUAAAUGAGGAGUACAAAAAGGAGGCGAGUCUUUGGGCAGAGCCCAAGACUGGAUGGAUGUCUUUUAAUCACUGGUUUGCACGCGAGUGGAAGGACAUCGACACUGCUCGUCCUCUUGACGGCAAAGGCGACGAUAAUGUCAUCGUCAGCGUGGCAGACUCCAUGUAUGAUGGCUGCUGGCCGGUUGAUAACGGCGACGUCGUCAUCACCAUCGACGCUAAGUCCGUGCAGUGGCCCAUCAACAAGUUGCUACAGACCACCGCGACAACCUUCAACGGGGGCAACUUCAUGCAUGCCUUCUUAGGACCCACCGACUACCACCGCCAACAUGCCCCGGUCAGCGGCAAGGUCAUUGAGGUCCGCAACAUUCAGGACCAGGUAUAUCUUCAGGUGGCCAAGAAGAAGGGCGGCAACGGGCUGCGCGGCGAUCGGGGUCUGACUCGUGACCUGCAUGAGAUCAACAAGCGCCAGGCAAAGCAAGGAAAGCAGUUCUUUGCGCUGGACGCGCCCGACGAUGCCGGAUACCAGUGGUGUCAGACCCGUGGGCUGAUCGUCAUUCAAACCGAGAAGUAUGGCAAGGUGGCGGUCCUGCCUAUUGGUAUGGCGCAGGUUUCUUCCGUAGUGUUCACGGUCAAAGAAGGGGAUCAGGUUGAAAAGGGUCAGAAUAUCUCGUACUUCCAGUUUGGGGGAUCGGAUGUGGUUGUUGUGUUUGAGAAGAGAGUCAAUUUCCGAAGUGACCUCGUGCCCGGCAAGACCAAGCUGAAUGUGAGGAAGGAAUUUGCCACAUUCACUUGA
Molecule: messenger RNA, 1221 nt
Organism: Aspergillus melleus
Lineage: Eukaryota; Fungi; Ascomycota; Eurotiomycetes; Eurotiales; Aspergillaceae
Product: phosphatidylserine decarboxylase
Exons: 1
Coding region: 1-1221 (406 amino acids)
Biological process (GO): phospholipid biosynthetic process
Molecular function (GO): phosphatidylserine decarboxylase activity
Source: RefSeq, a predicted model, not a curated record